Molecule: messenger RNA, 612 nt
Organism: Encephalitozoon hellem ATCC 50504
Lineage: Eukaryota; Fungi; Microsporidia; Unikaryonidae
Exons: 1
Coding region: 1-612 (203 amino acids)
Source: RefSeq, a predicted model, not a curated record
AUGAAUGCGAGUAGCGGGGAGUGUUCUUUGAUAAAUGACGUAACACUAUCAAGAUUCAAGCAGUUCCUUGGAACAAGUAUAAACGAUGGGUAUACAAGGCAUAGAAUAUGCAAAAGCUUGAAAAGAAGCCGCACUAGCCUAUACACUGUCCUAACCGCAAAGAAUCUUUUCGAUAAGACAAAAAGAUAUCUUCCUGGCUAUAUCGAGAAAAUAGAGAAGGGAUCUCUGUCGGAUGUAGACAGAUUCAUAUCUAGCAGAAAGAAAAUGGAGCUAGAGAAAAUACUUGGUAACGAAUAUCUCUUAUUCAUAGGAUGCACAAUAAUAUCAUCGAAAAUAUACAUGGAUCUCUCAUACACUAACUUCUCGUGGAUUGAAGUAUGCCAUCAUGGUGUCGACCAGAUAAAUGUUGCAGAAAGGCAGAUCUUACAGGUCCUGGACUACGACGUAAACCUUCAAUGGAUAGAGCUCAAAAAGAUGUAUGACGAGUUUGGCGCAGUACCCAAUGAGGUCCUUACUGGCCAAGUGGAAGUAAAACGAAGAAAAGGAUUCUUUAAAUGGGCAUUUGGUUCUCUGUUCCGCCUCAUUUCGUGUGUGGAUGCAAUGAAUAAAUAG